AUGGUUUCUGACAAGAAUCAUUUCUCCGAGACUGAUUCUCUCCCUCUUUCUGGUAUUGUUUACUUUUCGUCCAUUCCAACUGGCAUGAAUGUUGCAAUGCUGACACAAGAACUUCGACACUUUGGACCAAUUAAUCGCGUUUACCUCGUUCCAAAGAGGACGUCGCGUGACAAGGCGCAGCGUCAGUAUUCAGAAGGUUGGGUGGAGUUCAUCAAGCGUAAAAACGCGAGAAAUGCUGCAAGAGCCCUAAAUUGUUUGGAAGUUCCUGGAGGAAAGAGGAAACCCUGGUUUGGCGAAUUGUGGAAUGUACGAUUUCUUCCUAAAGUGACUUGGAAUGAACUCUUUGCAAUAGAGCGUCAGAAUGCGGAACGUAGAAGGAUUCAGAAGGACCGCGAUAUCAUAACUGCCAAGAAGCAGGCUCGGCUUUUCAAAAAUAGUAUGGUUUCGUACAAACUAGAGGCGAGGUUGAGGACAUUGAAGAAGGGAAGAUUUAAGGAAAGAAAUCCCCUUGAUUUGGCCGCUUUGCAAAAGCCUACUGAAGCGGAUAUUCUAGAUCGUUUGGCUCGAUCCAGUCGUACGCCUCCUGAAGGUACUGAAAAUUUCUCCGCCCUAAGUGACAAAAACUUUAUGAAAAGUCUAUUUUCCGGUGGAGUAUAA
This is a messenger RNA of Hydatigera taeniaeformis, 657 nucleotides long. The record is from the annotation of a GenBank genome assembly. NCBI's taxonomy places the organism in Eukaryota, Metazoa, Platyhelminthes, Cestoda, Cyclophyllidea, Taeniidae.